AUGGUAAACACACGUUUAGGUCUUCCACCAGCAAGCUCAUCCGCUCCAAACCAAACCCCUCCUGAGGAUAUCCCUGUUCCUCAAGAGGAAUCAUUAGAAGUGCCAGAGCCCCAGCCGGCAGUCGUCACUGCUGGAGCCUUUGAAGAGCUCAGACAACAGGUCGCCACACUAACUCAGCUGCUAAGUCAAAGAAAUUCGCAUCCGUCACCCACACCAGCACCCCAGGGGGGUUUCAUGGUCGAUGCUCGAGCUCGAGCUCAGAGACAUGUCCCUGAUAAUGGCAGAGUAGGGGCCUCGGGCAUACCGCAUGUGACCUUGGCCUCGAGAUCAGUGACCAUGGAGUCCGGGGAACUCGCUAGGAUUAUUCAAGAAGGAAUUACGGCGGGCCUACUUCAGGGCAACAAAGGGUCAACAAGAUUCAGUCCUAACACUCCCUUUACUCCCGAAAUAUUGACAUUCCCCUUGCCAGACAGAUUUAAGUAUCCCAGGAUCAAAGAAUAUGACGGGACCACCGAUCCAAUCAAUCAUCUUAACGUAUAUAUGGACGUCAUGAAUCUACAGGUCGCACCGGAUCAGGUGAUGUGCAAGGCCUUCUCGCAAACUUUGACGAAUGCUGCUAGGGAUUGGUUCUCGACUUUAGAGCCCAACUCAAUAGCCUCGCUCUCGAAUUUAGCAGACAAGUUCUCCGCCUUCUUCGCAAGCAGUAAACGCAUCAGGAAAAUGGCAGCCUCCCUCAUGCAACUUCGACAGGGGCAAAAUGAGACCCUACGUGAGUUCAUGAUCAGGUUCAACAAGGAAAGGCUACAAAUUCCCGACCUUCAUAUAACGGCAACGGUUUCUGCCCUCACUUAUGCCAUAAGGUGUGAGGCUUUCAAAAUGUCGCUAUCCAAAACUCCGCCGAGGACAGUGAUCGAGCUUCUUACCCGAGGAGAGAAGUACAUAAAUAUGGAAGAAACAUUGAACCCGAGGAAGGUUGGACCAUCCCACGACAGGGUCGAGCAUAAAAGACAGCAUGACCCGAGCCCCCGUCAAGAACCACCUCGGAGUAAACAGAGACAGGAGGCUCCCCCGACGUCAUUCACGCGUUUAAAUACAUCGAAAACAAAUAUUUUUGAUGGAAAUCAAGGAUAUGAAGGAGCUCAAAUGGCCUGCGAGAAUGAGGAUCACGGGCAUACCACUGAAAACUGUAAAGCCCUGCAACGGGAGAUUGAAGCCCUUAUUAAAAGGGGACUUCUGGGUUCCUACGUUGGUAAUGACAAACGCCCGAAGAAUGAUGGUGGUAGGGAAAGAGGCUCUGAAGCAAAAAGGGAUGGUCAACCCACUGCUGGAAUCAUCAACAUCAUUGUCGGGGUUAUUGCAUCAGGAGGAGAUUCGAACACUGGGAGGAAGCAGUAUGCCCGGCAAUACAUGACAACCCCGAAAGCACAUCAUGGUGACCUCGAGGACAUAAAAUUUGGUAUGAAGGAUCUUGAGGGCGUGUAUUUUCCUCAUGAUGACGCCCCAGUCAUCUCUGCAAUAGUAGCAAACUUUGAGGUAAAGAGGAUCUUAAUCGACAACGGGAGUGCCGCUAACAUAUUGUCACAUGAAGCCUUCACAAAAAUGGGAAUCUCUCCCGAACAACUGAAGACAGUGAAAACCCCCCUUCAAGGAUUCGGGGGGAGGGGUAUUAUUGUUCCGGAGGGAGUGGUCGAGCUUUCACUUACCUUAGGCUCGGGUAAAGAACAGAUAACGGUGAUUACAUCUUUUCAGAUUGUCCGGUCUUCCAAGGCAUACAACGCCAUCCUGGGUAGACCAUUGCUCAAUAAGGUAAAAGCUAUUGUGUCCACCUUCCACCUUGCCAUGAAGUUCCCCACCAGUCAUGGCGUCGGGGUGGUACGCGGAAACCAAGCUGCUGCCAGACAAUGUUAUGUUACUUGUGUUCGGGAAAUAAAGACGGACGUCAUGCAAAUCUCAGAAAAGGAGGAAGAGCUCGAGAAUAGGGGGAGACUCGCUCCAGUGGAGGAGUUGUUGGAGAUAGAGCUAGAGCAAGGGAAGAAAGUAACGGUUGGUCGAGAUCUGAAUACGGCCCUCAUGACCGAACUUAUUGACUGCUUAUCCCUCAACAUUGAUGUCUUCGCAUGGAAGGUGGAAGAUAUGCUUUGCAUCGACCCCAAGGUUGUAGUACACAGGCUCAACACUAAGCCCGGAACUCAUCCAAUUAAGCAAAGAAAGAGGCAGUUUGCACCGGAACGACGACAGGUCAUAAAGGAAGAAAUUAAUAAACUGAUCAGGGCUCAGUUCAUCCACGAGGUCAAUUAUCCUGACUGGCUCGCCAAUGUCGUCCUGGUAAAAAAGGCUUGUGGUAAAUGGAGAGUUUGCAUUGAUUUUACAGACCUCAAUAAAGCAUGCCCAAAAGACAGCUACCCCCUACCUCGAAUCGACGAUUUGGUGGAUAGUACGUCGAGACACAAAUUAUACAGCUUUUUGGAUGCAUUCUCGGGUUACCAUCAAAUUCUUAUGGCCAAGGAAGAUCAAGAGAAGACGUCAUUCAUGGCCGAUUCUGCCAUAUACUGCUAUAAGGUCAUGCCGUUUGGUUUGAAGAAUGCAGGAGCAACAUAUCAAAGACUUGUCAAUAAAGUUUUUGCAGGAAUGAUCGGGAGAAAUAUUGAGGCCUACGUCGAUGACAUGGUUGUAAAGAGCAAGCAAGUGGGCAACCAUGUAAGUGAUCUCGAGGAGGUGUUCGCCACGCUGCGUAAGUACAGAAUGAAGCUGAAUUCGAAAAAAUGUGCAUUUGGCGUUGCCUCGGGAAAGUUCUUGGGUUUUAUGAUCACUCACAGGGGAAUCGAAGCCAACCCAGACAAAAUACGGGCGUUGGCAUCAAUGGAGCCACCUAAAACCAAGAAGGAGGUCCAGAAAUUAACAGGCCGUGUUGCAGCCCUCAACAGGUUUAUGUCCCGAGCAGCCGACAAAUGCUUCCCCUUCUUCAAAGUCCUCAGAGGAAACCGAAAUUUUGAAUGGGAUGAGGAAUGUGAAAGGGCUUUUCACAAACUUAAGGAAACGCUGGCAUCUCCUCCUAUUCUCACUAAACCCGAGCAUGGUGAUACUCUAUAUUUAUACUUGGCCGUAUCCCAGAAUGCAGUAAGCGGUGUGCUAGUGAAAGAAGUUAACAAAGCCCAGCAACCCAUAUACUACGUCAGUAAGGUCUUGCUCGAUGCAGAGACAAGAUAUACUUUGGCAGAACAGCUUGCUCUUGCAUUGGUUGUGGCAGCACGGAAGCUCAGACAAUAUUUUCAGUCUCAUCCCAUAGUUGUGCUCACUAAUCAACCCCUUAAGUAUAUCGACGUUUUCGGUAGGUUACUAAAGUGGGCAAUUGAACUGGGAGAAUUUGACAUCGAGUAUAAAUCCCUACCAUCUAUCAAGACGCAGGCCUUGGUUGACUUUAUUGCAGAACUCACCCCAAGGCCUCGGGGGCCAGGGGAUAACUCGGGCAAUCAUACUUCAGACACUUGGAACAUCUUUGUUGAUGGAGCAUCCAAUUCGUCAGGUUCCGGAGCCGGGGUUAUCAUCACAAGCCCUGACAAACUCGUGGAUAUUCAAUGCUCACUCAGGUUUGAGUUUGAAGCUACCAACAACGAGGCCGAAUAUGAGGCCGUCAUUAUCGCCCUUGAGCUCGCCCGAAAUCUUGAGCUGGAGCAUAUUAAAAUUUUCAGCGAUUCUCAGCUUGUGGUCGGCCAGAUAGAAGGUACGUUCAAAAGGAAGGAGGAGAAGAUGAGUUUGUAUUGUCUAAAAGUCCAUGAUCUCCAGCAACAAUUCAAAAGUUGCGAAAUCAUAAAAAUUCCGCGGGCUGAUAACGAUAAAGCUGAUGCAUUAUCUAGACUGGUAUUCAUGGGAAUCGAUGGGCUAGAGAGGACAGUCUACGUGAAAUUGGUAAUGGAGCCUAGUAUCACUCAGGGAGUUGGAGUCAUGGACAUUGAUCAUGAGCCAUCAUGGAUGGGCCCAAUUGCAGAGUUCAUAAAUAAUGGAAAUCUACCUGAGGACCCCCGAUUGUCGAGGAGUAUAAGAUCUCGAGCAUCUAGGUACUGCAUGAUUGGAGGAGUACUAUUCCGAAGAAGUUGCACACUUCCAUAUCUCAGAUGCCUUAAACCCUCAGAAUCAUCCCGAGCUCUAGCUGAAGUUCAUGAAGGUGUAUGUGGGAAUCACCAAGGAGCUCGGGCCUUGGCCUUCAAGCUUAUAAGGUAUGGGUACUACUGGCCCACCAUGAAGAAAGAUGCAUCGGAAUAUGUCAGAAAAUGUGACAAAUGCCAGAGGUUUGCCAACGUCAUCCAUUCUCCAGCUGAGGACCUCACAACCCUAACAUGUUCGGCCCCUUUUGAACAGUGGGGAAUUGAUAUCCUCGGGCCUUUUCCGGUGGCAAGAGGACAAUUAAAAUUCGUGGCAGUGGCAGUAGAAUACUUCACGAAGUGGGCAGAAGCAAAACCUUUGGCAACAAUUUCGGAGCCUAAACUUAGAGCUUUUGUAUGGAAAUCUAUUGUUUGUAGGUUCGGGAUACCAAAGAGCAAUGGUCUAGCCGAGGUCACAAAUCGGAUUAUAUUGCAAGACCUCCGGACAAGACUCGGGGAUGCCAAAGGUUAUUUGUCCGACGAGCUCCCCUCAUUACUCUGGACGUACAAAACUUCGCAUAAAACUACGACGGGUGAAACCCCUUUCAUGCUAGCAUUUGGCAUUGAGGCCACCAUCCCAGUUGAAAUCAGUUUUCCCAGCCUAAGAAGAAUGAUGCCCGACUCUCUGGAACGUACGACAGAACAUUUGGACCUCCUUGAGGAGGUUCACGAACAAGCAACACUGAGAGUAGCCUCUUACCAAAGCAGAGUGGCAAGGCAUUUUAAUAACCGGGUCAGAUCUCGGAAGUUCAGGGCUGGAGACCUCGGGCUGAGGAAGGCCGAAGCUGCUAGUCAUGCUCCCGGAAAGCUCGGGCCAAUUUGGGAAGGACCAUUCGAAGUCAUACGGCAAAUUAGAAGAGGGUCUUACAGCCUAAAGGAUACCUCGGGUAGACCUCUUCCAAGGCCUUGGAAUGCCGAUAAUCUGAAAAUAUAUUACAAGUAA
Molecule: messenger RNA, 5082 nt
Organism: Olea europaea var. sylvestris
Lineage: Eukaryota; Viridiplantae; Streptophyta; Magnoliopsida; Lamiales; Oleaceae
Exons: 3
Coding region: 1-5082 (1693 amino acids)
Molecular function (GO): RNA-DNA hybrid ribonuclease activity; nucleic acid binding
Source: RefSeq, a predicted model, not a curated record